CAAAUUUCCUUUUUUCUUUGCUUUCAAAGCAGAACAAAGAGUAGUAGCUUAGCUCCCUUCUCACUCAUCAUCACUCCCAAAAGCAAAAUUUUAAAGAAAGAAAGUUCCAGAUCAGGAGACGAGGACAUCUUCGUCAUUUCAUUACAUCCAUCUUCUUUCCUUUCUUUCUCAGCUCACCUCAUUUUAACCAAAACCACUCCACUCUGCUUUCCGCAAAUCUUGCUGGAGAAGAACACCUUCUUUCUCACAUCACAACUAUUUAUAUUUUGCUAACUCUCACUUCCUGAUUUGGAUAAAUUUUAUUUUGUUUUCUGGUUGAGUGAAAAUGGAGAGAGCUACUCCAGUGAGGAAGCCACACACAUCCACGGCAGAUCUGCUCGUUUGGUCCGAAACUUCUCCGGCUGAUUCACCUACUAACGCCUCCGCCACGCGCCCAUCCACUCGCGGCCAGCCAUCGGAUGGGAUCAGCAAGGUGGUGUUUGGUGGUCAAGUGACGGAUGAAGAAGCUGAAAGCUUAAACAAAAGGAAACCUUGUUCAGGGUACAAAAUGAAAGAGAUGACUGGUAGUGGCAUUUUUGCAGCUGGUGGAGAAGAUGAUUCAUUAGAAUCCGAUAGUGCCAAUCCAACUCCAAAUAACAGAACAGGAAUACGCAUGUAUCAGCAAGCAAUUGCUGGAAUCAGUCAUAUCUCAUUUGGUGAGGAAGAUAGUGUUUCCCCGAAGAAGCCUACUACCAUACCUGAGGUGGCUAAGCAGCGUGAGCUAAGUGGGACUCUAGAAAGUGAGGCAGAGGCAAAGUUGCAAAAGCAGAUAUCUGAAUCUAAGUGCAAGGAGCUUAGUGGACAUGAUAUCUUUGCACCCCCUCCAGAAAUUUUACCACGGCCAGCUGUGCGCUCCUUGGCUUAUAAGGAAAAUUUUAACUUGGGGGAACCCGCUGCACAAAAUAGCAAUGAAAUGCCUAGUGAGGACUCUGGUAUGAAGACGGCAAAGAAGAUCUAUGACAAGAAAUUUGCUGAGCUUUCUGGAAACAACGUAUUCAAGGGUGAUGCUCCUCCGUCAUCUACAGAGAAGCCAUUAAGUGUGGCAAAACUGCGGGAGAUGAGUGGCAGUGACAUAUUUGCUGAUGGGAAGGUGGAGUCUCGAGACUAUUUGGGCGGGGUACGCAAGCCUCCAGGUGGCGAGAGCAGCAUUGCCUUGGUUUAACUUGUUAGGUCUAACUUGGUUAUUUUUAUACUUUGUGCCUGGUUUUUUGUUAUUCCCAGUGGUGGUGGUGUGAUUAUAUUAUUUGACCUUUCCUAGCGGGUUUUGGGAAUCUUGUUCUAGGUUUUAACAUGUUGCCAGAGCUAUGGACUGUCUGCCAAUUUGGUUUGUUUGUCCAUAAUCUUGUGCUUUUUUCAGUGCUUGUUUUAGUCAAAUUUGUGGUCCUUUCUCCAGGUUUAAUUUUAUUGUUUAGUACUACAUUUGUUAUCAUUAAAAUUAUUUGUGAUUUUAGUUCCAA
Molecule: messenger RNA, 1496 nt
Organism: Mangifera indica (mango)
Lineage: Eukaryota; Viridiplantae; Streptophyta; Magnoliopsida; Sapindales; Anacardiaceae
Exons: 5
Coding region: 326-1201 (291 amino acids)
Source: RefSeq, a predicted model, not a curated record